GUGGCAAUGAAAAUUUUAUGUGUAAAGGGUCAAUCAAGCCGACGACACUAAAAAAUGUCUGCAUUUGCUGGAUUGCAAGCGCAACCCCAAGACAAGGGCUCAUCUAAGUGCCACAUUCUGUGCCUGCAUGAAGAAAUUAUCCGCCACCUGUUUGCCCACUUACCCCGGCUGUCUGACAAAGUUCGACUGGCGUGUGUGGCUCCAAAGUUCCGACAGGCCUUUGAGAGUUGGGCUCGAACCCAGAAGCACACAUUGGAUGCGGAGGAUGUGGAGCAAAUGGCGUUACCCGAUAUCAUAAAUUUAUUCAAGGUAGCCGGUCCCUUUGUGCGCGUGCUUAUGGUUAACUGUGCGUCCUUCCAAAAGGAAUCGCUACUCGUCGAGUUUAUUUCGGAGUAUUGCAAGAACAUUGAAGAAAUCUACUACACCAAUGUGACAGACGAGUUUCGCUAUCGGACGAUUAUGUCCCGAUUGACGCAUCUGCGGCGUGUCAGCAUCGACUGCAUGGAUGCGGAGGAUGUUCUCAGUUUGGAUUUGGAUGGCAACAGCGACCUGGAGUCGUUUGAGUUGAUUAAUGGCUGUUAUACGGGCAAACACCUGUGCGGCUUUGACAAGCUCCAGAGGCUUGUGCUCCGGGACUGCCUUCUCUGGAACUCAGGCGAGUUUGGCAUUCCGCUGAGAAAGCUGCGCACACUCGUCUUAGAUGAUUGCUGCUUUGAGGUCAUGAACCAGUCACUCUACCAAAAGGUAGCCGAAUGCUGUGAAGAGCUGGAGGAACUAUCGUUUUCCGGCUGCGAUGCCAACUUUGAGAUUAUUGCCCAACUUCCCAAUUUGCAGCGGUGCACGCUCAAAACCUGGAUGACGUCUAAUGAGCUGAAUCUGGGAUUUCUCUCCACUCUAGCCGAGAAGAAGGGCAACAAGCUGUCGUACUUCAAGCUGACGGGGCAGUUUGAAAUUAGCAAUGAGCAUGCCCGCUUCCUGGGUCAGCUGAGCAGUUUGAGGGAGCUGUAUUGGUGCGAAAAUGAUGUCUUGGAGGACGAUCACUUCAAGUUCUUCAAUGAGCUACCACUGCUGAAGCGGCUUGGACUGUCCUUCUGUGGCCGUGUCACUGAUGUUGGCCUGAUGCGCUUGAUUCGCAAAUGCCUCCAGCUAGAUCGCAUUGAUAUCAAGAACUGCGACGAGAUCACCGACCAGUUCGUAUUGAAUGCCGUCUAUUGCUGUGGCAAGGCAACACAUCGAACUUUGGUCCUUAAUGUAGAAGGUACUAGGAUUUCAAGUACUGUUCUCAUGCAUCCCGACUACUUAAACCCGCAAAACAUGGUGAAACUUAAUUUUACAAAUGUGACAUUCUAGUAAACUGAACAAUAAAGAGGCGUGCGCUGAGGAACAUUCAUAAGGAAGUACUAUUUUGUAUUAAUGAGCAAGUUCACUCUGAUCGGUAUCAAAUGAUUGCGAGCGUCUACCAUUACGGCCUGGCCAUUUAAUAAUUCAGCGUGAAUGCAUUUUAGAUACAGAUAGACAUAUGUUUGUAUACCUCAAAUAAUUCGUUCCGAAUCGACUAUUAGCUGCAAUAAAUUUCCCAUUCAAUUGUUGCUUGAA
This is a messenger RNA of Drosophila navojoa, 1596 nucleotides long. RefSeq lists its product as uncharacterized. The record is from RefSeq and is a predicted model, not a curated record. Gene Ontology annotation, biological process: SCF-dependent proteasomal ubiquitin-dependent protein catabolic process. NCBI's taxonomy places the organism in Eukaryota, Metazoa, Arthropoda, Insecta, Diptera, Drosophilidae. Gene Ontology annotation, cellular component: SCF ubiquitin ligase complex.